GGGCGGUGGUGGCGUCGGGGUCGGGGUGCAGCGUGGGGAGAGAGCAUUUGGGUUUACCUUACAUUGUCGAUUCGUAAAUGCUUGCGAUGAAGGUUAAUGCGCACGUUAAUUGCGUGAGACAAUUCCUUGUUUACUAAUUGCGUGGACUGUUGCAUUGUACUCUAAUGCGCCACUGCCCAUUUAAACAUCGACACUGAGCCACUCUGUUUGAAAGGCAACCAUGAUGAUGAAUCCAAACUUAGCUGUUCAGUCUCCUACCUCUACAGAUGCAUGUCUCAGUAUUGUGCACAGCUUGAUGUGUCACAGACAAGGUGGUGAAUCAGAGGGAUUUGCCAAAAGGGCUAUUGAAAGUCUGGUGAAAAAACUGAAGGAGAAGCGCGAUGAGUUGGAUUCGCUGAUAACAGCUAUAACAACAAAUGGAGCCCACCCUAGCAAAUGUGUCACCAUACCGCGCACUUUGGACGGUCGACUCCAGGUGGCGGGGCGCAAGGGUUUUCCGCACGUGGUCUUCGCCCGAAUCUGGCGGUGGCCGGACCUGCACAAGAACGAGCUGAAGCACGCCAAGUUCUGCCAGUACGCGUUCGAUCUCAAGGCCGACGCCGUCUGCGUCAAUCCGUACCACUACGAGCGCGUGGUCUCACCGGGAAUCGACCUGUCCGGCCUCACCAUCCACCAAGGCAGCCCGACGGGCGUGAAGAGCGAGUACACGGUCGGCCUAGAGCACGGCGAGCCGAGCGCCAUCGGCGACGCGCUGAUGUCGCCGGCUGCCGCCGUCCAGCGUCAUCCGCCGGCGCCGCCGCCGCCGCACCUCUCCAUGCCGUUCACCAUGCCGCCACAGGGGAGUGGUUCUCCGUCGCCGGGCGCCGCCUCGCCGCCGUCGUCGGUCACGCUCGACUCGCCCGGCGCCUCGCUCCCGGAGACGCUGACACUUAGACCUUUCGGGAAUGCGGGAUCGUUUAUAGCGGGUCCGGCCGGCAUGCCGUCGCUGUCGCCGCACAUGCAGCCGAACGGCUACGGCCUGAGCCGCUUCUCGGCGCCGCCCUGGUCGGUCGGCGCCGACCGCCACUCGGGCUCAACGCUCACCUACACCCAGAACAUGGCGCCGGACAGACCGGCCGGAUACUUCGCGACGGGACUACCGACGCACGUGCAACACCAGGAUACGCAGGUGCUGCUAUCCAGCGUGCCGCCGCCCGAGUUCUGGUGCAGCAUCACAUACUUCGAGCUGGACACCCAGGUGGGCGAAGCGUUCAAGGUGCCGUCGAGCAUGCCGUCGGUGACGGUGGACGGGUAUGUGGACCCGUCCGGGGACAGCCGCUUCUGCCUGGGUGCCCUGAGCAACGUACACCGCACAGAGCAGAGCGACCGUGCCAGGCUCCACAUCGGCAAGGGCGUGCAGCUGGACGUGCAGGGCGAGGGCGACGUGUGGCUGCGCUGCCUCAGCGAUCACGCCGUGUUCGUGCAGAGCUACUACCUGGACCGAGAGGCGGGCCGCGCGCCCGGCGACGCCGUCCACAAGAUCUACCCGGCCGCCUACAUCAAGGUGUUCGACCUGCACCAGUGCCACCGACAGAUGCAGCACCAGGCGUCGCAGGCAACGGCGGCGGCGGCGGCGCAGGCGGCGGCCGUGGCCGGCCACAUCCCGGGCGCGGCCAGCGUCGGCGGCAUCGCGCCGGCCGUCACCAUGUCGUCGGCGGCCGGCAUCGGCGUCGACGACCUGCGCCGACUGUGCAUCCUGCGGCUGAGCUUCGUUAAGGGCUGGGGGCCCGACUACCGCCGCCAGAGUAUCAAGGAGACGCCUUGCUGGGUGGAGGUGAACCUGCACCGCGCGCUGCAGCUGCUCGACGGCGUGCUGCAGACGACGCGCGUCGGCGCUGGCAGCGCCACCUGAGCUGCCGCGGGCCGCGCCGGCCGCGGGAGAGGACUGUGCGGGUCCGGUGAAGCGGGUGACGAGAGAGAGAACGCUCAGUUUUAUACGAGACGAUGGUACCUGACGGAGAGCCGGUAGCCCGGACGGAGUAGCUUUGCUCGUAGGACGGGUGCGUUGCCCGGUGCGGAAGCGAGAUUCGGUAGCGGUAGACGGACGGACCCGUGUUGGCGGAUGGAACUGUUGUCUCCCGCGAGGUGCUUUGGCGUGCCAUCGACUUCGGCGUCGGCCCAAGGCCGGUCGAACCCCACUCCGCGCCAGUUUGUUGUGUUCAAGAGUUCUCCGGUUCUCGCCGUUGGAUGUUGCUGCGUGGCGCAGCUCCACCCCGCUUCCCGGCGCCGCGCGGCUGCGGUGGGCGGAGUCUAACUCCCGCCGCAACGGCAAUCUCAGAGCAGUGUCGAUGAAGCAGUGUCACCCGUGUCGGUGUUUUGCGGGGGCGCGCCGGCCGCUCGCUCCGCCCGUCCGCCGGCUGGCUGCCCGCGGCGGCGAGCGGGCGGUCGCGUCGCGCCGAUCCUCUUCGACAUGACCCCAGAUC
Molecule: messenger RNA, 2462 nt
Organism: Pollicipes pollicipes
Lineage: Eukaryota; Metazoa; Arthropoda; Thecostraca; Pollicipedomorpha; Pollicipedidae
Product: mothers against decapentaplegic homolog 4
Exons: 13
Coding region: 221-1891 (556 amino acids)
Biological process (GO): BMP signaling pathway; anatomical structure morphogenesis; cell differentiation
Cellular component (GO): heteromeric SMAD protein complex
Molecular function (GO): I-SMAD binding; RNA polymerase II cis-regulatory region sequence-specific DNA binding; DNA-binding transcription factor activity, RNA polymerase II-specific
Source: RefSeq, a predicted model, not a curated record